Messenger RNA from Dissoconium aciculare CBS 342.82, 792 nucleotides. RefSeq lists its product as uncharacterized. The transcript has 2 exons. NCBI's taxonomy places the organism in Eukaryota, Fungi, Ascomycota, Dothideomycetes, Mycosphaerellales, Dissoconiaceae. The record is from RefSeq and is a predicted model, not a curated record. The coding region runs from base 187 to 660 and encodes 157 amino acids.
CUGUUUUGAUUGGUGCUGUACGACCACUACAUCUAACAGGAUCGUUCUUUCUUCAUUCAUCCUUUGUCGACAUCAUCUUUACAACUUCCUAUCGUCGGAAAAACUCCAGAUUUAUCGAGCCUGACGCAGUAACGGUAUCUUCCUUUCUCGAAUAACUUCGCCUCUAGCAAGGACAACGCGGGCAUCAUGUUUGCGGUCGUCAUGGACCGCUUCAUCGAGGAAAAUGGCGUCGAUGAUGAAGUCUGGAUGCUCGUCUUUGUAGAUUGUCUGGACAACUAUUACGACGAGCCAUCGAUGGUUCCUACAGAUGCCGACAGUGACCCAGACUCCCCGUUUCUCAACAAAUCGCCCGAGGAAUGCUUCAAAUUAUUACAUCAGCUACGGAAAGACACCGAGUCAGAGAUUUCUACAGACCUCUUCGCGAUCGUGGACGAGAGAUCCGCGCAGGACGAUACUGUUCUUCUCGUCGUUGCUGGAAGCAACGACGCAAUCAGUGAGACCGAGGGUUGGGAGAUGAAGACUCUACGCGUGACCUUCCAGGCUUCAGGACAAGCAAUGGUUCUGUACAUGACCGGACACAGUAGCAUGGACGAAGAUCGCGAAUUGGCUGAGCGCGAGGAGGACGGUGUCUAUCGAGGGUUGUGGUCUACACACAGGUGAAGAUAUUAAAUCAAUUGCUCCUUUGGCGAUUAAUCACCGGCUUUACAAUACAUCGUUCGCUUGCAUACACCGACUAGACGCUAUCGGUGGUCCCCGCGAGCAGCUUUCCCUCCACACACCAGCCACACUACU